AGCAUUCUCGUAAUAUCUUUAUGAAGUUACGGAUUCUUCUAACAAUAAGUUGGGCGAUCUCGACACGUGCAUCAGGUUCACAUGCUUGCACACGCGUGUGAGACGAAUGCUUCAUAUUGACGAAUUAACGCUUUGGAUGGAUACGGAGUUUCGUUAAAUUUUGAUGAUCGACGAGACAGUGUCCUGUUUUCAAGUAUGCGGACAAAGAGUGAUACACCUGAUUUCUGAUAUAUAAAAACCAAGCAAAAUUGUUCGACAACGUGAAGCGCAUGCAUUCCAUCGUGCGGACUGGUGAAAUGUAAAAGAAACGAAAAAGCGAGUUUGGUGCAAACUACUGUGAAAGAUACUGUAUCGCGAUGUCGUCGACUGGUGAAUUUUCGACGUUGUCGAGCGGCGAGGCCACCGGAACUGGCGAGGACUCAUUGCCGAGUUCGAGAGAGGCAACUGCCGAGGCCGCGGGUUCCGGCGGUGGUUUCAUGCCACUGCGCGAGUUCCUAGACAGAUUCUCACUGCCAAGAGUGGUCAGGGUCGAAGGUGCUGGUGGAAGGCCGAUACUGCUGUAUAAGCAACAACAGAGAUCGCUUAGAGUCACGGCUACACUGCUGAUGCAUCGUUACCGUCACGACGUCAAAGUGGGACCGGAAAUAGUCAUCCCGGAAGGUUAUCCUGGCUGGUUCUCAGUAGUGUCCAGCAACAGUGGUACUGGAAAUGCUAGAGUGUACAGAAGAGUCGGCGCUUUGGUGCGCGCAGGAGUGCCAGCGUUCUUGCUCGCGAAACCACUGCGAGCUUACACGUUGACACAUUCCAAAAUGGAAAAUGGAAAUUUGCGGGCUCAUUACACGAAGACGACGGUGCGCGCUGGUGAGGUCCUGCGACUUACUGCCGUUUUCCAGGAUACUCGGCGCUCCCCGGUUACCAGUGGCGUGCCUGGAAUCGUCCCGGAAGGCAAAUGCUCAAGAUCCUCGGAGCGGGAUCAAUAUGCCCAGUGCUUGGACUCUCACGGGCAUGAGUUGUUCGCGCCACUUUCAGCUAGAGGCGAGUUCUAUGCGACUUGCCAGAGCGGUAGUCUUGACACCGGCAGCGACGCAGUGCUCUACAGGGUUCAUCAGCUCGCCAGAAGGGAUCUACCUCUGAGGGUACGUCUAGUCGCUGGACCCCUGCCUAUACCGUUGCCGCGAGAUUAUAGCGGCCUGAUGCAGUUGGAAAACGCAAAUAGAGGACCGAUAGUUCUUGGCUGUGCAGUACCGCUAAUGCCCGAAAGACCCUUACCCAAUACCACAGUGCCGGAACUCCUAGAGCUCGUCGCGACUGGUCCGACAGCGCCUCGAGUGAAAAGAGCACGGCUGGGAUGUCCUUCUGAGGCGAGAUUGCUCGCCUCACCGAAAAUGCAGCGAUUACUUUCGGCUUGCAGAAGAGCCUUAGACCAGAGAGCGACCGAACCUCGAGUCGCCCCGCCGAAACCGGCUUCUAACAAUAGUCAACUGAAAGAACUGCAUUUGAAGGAAAUUAAAGCGAAGCCCGAGGCAAAGCCGAUACUGCAGAGCUUGAAAGAGGGUCUAGAGCACAUCAAGAAGACGACAAUCCGCGAUCGGAGUAAUAGCCGCAACGCCGGUAAUAAUCACAGCUUCCUCGAUAGAAUCUCGAGGAUAGCGCAGGGUGGCAAAAGCAGAAACCCAGCAAAGAAAUCGGCAUCUUUCACAUUUGCCGUACGACCGGAAAUCGGCAUGCGGUCACCAGAGAGGUACGCCAGUCUGGAAUCAGAAACAAAUUUGAUGCAGGCAUCACAGGCCUCAUCUAGGCAACAAGUGCAGCGUUCGAUUUCGACGAGCGUCCUCGAGAUGCAAACCAGCAGUCCAGACAUGGAUCCACCGUACUCUAAAGUGAGAGACAGUCUCACGCCAUUGCCUCCUACUCCUCCGCCGAAAUUGGAAGAGAUCUAUGCCGAAAUUUGUGAGCCCGGUAGCGGCAAUGGUUCGUCGCGAGAUUCACCGCAUGAGGAUAAAUCGCUGCUGAUAGGAGGGAACAACGGCACCAGAGAACGAGAUCGAGGUUAUGUGAAGCUUGCACUAUCCCAUUCCGAGAUGUCCGAUGUAUCGGCGAGCACUGGCGACGACGAAGAAGGUAUUUACAAUACUGUAUGCUAAGCGCGCACCUUUUUCCAUUGCAGUAUACUCAACAUCCACGGGAAAUCGUUGGUGAUAACUAACUCUAGGGUCGACCGGAACAAAUGAUGUUACGUGUACGAAGUCGAAAGGUCGCGGGAACUCUUCAGCGUAGUAUAUCAUUGUGGAUAUCGAAUGUUUACAGA
Trachymyrmex cornetzi is the source of this 2308-nucleotide messenger RNA. RefSeq lists its product as uncharacterized. The record is from RefSeq and is a predicted model, not a curated record. Lineage: Eukaryota; Metazoa; Arthropoda; Insecta; Hymenoptera; Formicidae. The transcript is spliced from 6 exons. Bases 357 to 2144 code for a protein of 595 amino acids.